AUGGAAUCGCCCAGCGAGAUACCCUCUUCUCCCGAUCCAAACCCAAAGACACCCACUCCCGAAACUACAUCGUCCUCAAGUCAACUGCGGUUCCCCGCUCCAGCCGCAGACGAAAGAGUAAGCAACUGGGUUGAGAGUAUCGCCGCCUCCAAAAUGUCUGCUCGCAGUGAAGAUGGCAGCAUUCUCGGCGAGUCGACCUACGAGUUUAUUGACACCGAUACCGAGAGUCGUGACGAUAAUGCUACUGAAUCUAUUGCCUCGACCGACUUCGGUCGUCCAGAAGACGACGUCGCCAGCCUCGCAGAUACAGAACGAAGUGGGGAGGAUAGUGGGGAUGAAGAUAACUCGGAGGGAGCUCCGAUCCCAACCUUCCCAGGUCUCGACGAAGCUGCCGAGCCCUUUGAUACCCCUACGAUAGGACGAAACUCGGCUGUCCUACUCGAGGAACAUGACACACCCCUUACGCAAUCCAUCGAAUUUGAAGAACCUUUCAGCCUUGGUGCUGAGAAUGUUUCCGUCAAACAUACAGUCGCAGACUUCCAGGAGGAGCACACUGCUAGGAUUGUUGAGGCCUUGAAACUGUCUAAUCCACCUCAACGGUUGGUCGUUACUAUUCGCCAAACCAUGACCAAGCAAGGACUUUCUACCAGAGACCCUCUUCGAAUUCUAUACGUAGGGAGCCAUUCGGCAAAACAAGAUAUUAUCCAUAAGCUGGCAAGUUCUGUCACAGCUUCUGUGGAAGGAGUCAAAAAGCUGCGUCAGUCUUCUUCUCAGCUUUACAAUGUCGUUCCGGUAUCGGCUUUUGGCUCCGAGCGGACUCCAGAGAUCGAGCUCAUGCACUCGUCUGGCUACCAGAUUAAUGUGGAAGACUGCACAUAUGCUUCGACAUUGAAGUUUGAGGAUGAUCCUCAGAAGCCUGAUGUUUUGAAGUUGACAUUGGACGAUAACGUCUCCCACCAUUCAGUCCCCGAUGAAUCUGGAUUCAUUGUCGAGCCGCCCUGGGAAUUACCACAUAUUGCUGUCUUCUACUGUUCAGAUAGUGACGAUGUCGAUGUCAAACGAACCAGAUCGGUUACUAGAAAAUUCAUGGGUCGUCACAGUGUGCCAUCAAUUACUAUAUCACACAGACAGUUAUUUGACCGCAGUCAACUGAUGUCACUGGAUCAACACUCGAUCCAUAUGUGUUUAGAGUCUCGAGCCUCAAAUGGUAGGGGUACCAUAAUUCAUCAACGACUCCCUAUCGAUCUCGCGUCCUUUUUGAACAUUGAUGCUAGGCAGAUGAAUAGGAACCUUGCCUAUCUCACCGGUCUCCAUGAGCCUCCUGCAGAGACAGAAACAAUGGUUGCCGGCCCUAAAAAGGUCGAAAUCCAGUCAUCUAAUCCUCCUGACGUGGAGAAGACAUCUUAUAGUAUCAGCGAUAGUGUUAGCUUCAUCCGUAACCGGAACGGUGCUGAGUGGAGAGCGCUUCUACCAGUUGGGCUGCUUCUCAUCAGUGUAUUCACAGCAGUUCUCACUGGUAUACCAAGUUAUCGCUUCUCUUCGAAACCUGCAAUCUCCAUAAACAGCAAGGUUAUGUCGACAAUCCCCAUUUCAUCCACGGUACCAGUAGCCCAUCCAUCCCUUGUCCAAAGCAUUACCUCGCAAACGGCGGGAGCUUCUACGAGUACUCGCACGAUUACUGUCACGCAUGCUCAAGCUUCAGGACCGAACAGCCUUUCAUUAGUUCCGUCGAUGGAACUUGGAAAAACGGCCCACGAAGUCCAUAGUCAGCCUAAUACAUCCAAGAAAUCUCCAUGCUCUGCGGAGAUUCUCGGUGAUAGGGAAAUUUUGAUUCGCAUUCCUUCUGCUACCAAGCUCAGUUGGCUAACCAAGGAAGCCAUGUCUGUUAAUAUCACCAGAGGUAACGAAACCGUCGAUACUGAACGCGCCUACAGCUCUGAUGAAGGAAUUGUGUUACUGCUGCCGCAGAAAGAGGCUUAUGGUCUUCUCAAUAUUUCAAUUAUUACGACUCGAAAACCAAGAGUCAAUGAGACUUUUCAGGUUGAUUUUGGGACCUUUGCAUCUCAAACGUGGCAAGCCCUAAUGGACAAGAUGUGGUCGGUCUUUCCAGAGGAGAUGCAUCUGGUGGAUCCUGCUAUCUUCGGGAACUUGCGUUCUUCAUUUGAUGAAAUGACUGAAGAAGCACGAACUCAGUCACAGUCGGCUUGGUCGAUCAUGGAAGAAGCUAGGAGAUUGGCUAUGGAGCAAGCUUCUGCAGCUGGUGAGGGAAUGACUGAUAUGGCCAAGCGUUGGUCUCUUGAAGCUGCCAAGCGCAGCGCCAUCUUGUCGAAGGAAAUCGGAAUCCAGAUUUCUGAUGUAGAAGCCAUGGUUCUCAAGCAAUUGAAUGGCCUCAACCACAUGCAAGAUCCUCUCAAGGAUGGCAUCUUCAAAGCUCAAGUCCAAGCGAAGCUCAUGUGGUUGAAGAUGCAAGGCAAGGAGGAAGAGUACAAGGAAUACGCCAAGGCUGCUUUUGAAGCUCUCCAUUCCCAAGAUGCGGAGUCUAACACAGCGAAGUUGUGCAAGAGUACGAGAGCUGAGCAAAAGAAGAAGAGGACUGACAAGUGGGCGGAGAAGGACGCUGAAAUGCUCGCAAGGAAGGCCGCCAGGGCAGCGAAGAAAGCGAACAAAGGGGGCAAGAAGCCUACUUGA
Molecule: messenger RNA, 2688 nt
Organism: Lachnellula hyalina
Lineage: Eukaryota; Fungi; Ascomycota; Leotiomycetes; Helotiales; Lachnaceae
Exons: 1
Coding region: 1-2688 (895 amino acids)
Source: RefSeq, a predicted model, not a curated record